Molecule: messenger RNA, 306 nt
Organism: Adineta ricciae
Lineage: Eukaryota; Metazoa; Rotifera; Eurotatoria; Adinetida; Adinetidae
Source: the annotation of a GenBank genome assembly
AUGGCAUCCUAUGGUCAGUUGAUCAGUAGUCCUUUGGUAGGUGCUACUCGACAUACUCAUCGAUUACCAUCAACAACUACGGGUAAUAUAAAUUCUGAUGGAGAAAUUAUCAACAAAGUCGUACGUGACCUUGAAACGAAAGUUCAAGAAUUAGAAGACGGACAAUCAUGUUCGAUUUGUAUGGAACGAGCACGAAAUGUCGCUUUUCUAUGUGGCCAUACCGCUUGUUCAAAUUGUGCUCAUCCAUUGAAAACCUGCCAUAUCUGUCGAAAGCCUAUCACGAAAAAAAUUAAUCUUUAUUCUUAA